Messenger RNA from Amborella trichopoda, 950 nucleotides. RefSeq names its product Ribosomal protein L20. Gene Ontology annotation, molecular function: rRNA binding; structural constituent of ribosome. The record is from RefSeq and is a predicted model, not a curated record. Gene Ontology annotation, cellular component: ribosome. Gene Ontology annotation, biological process: translation. Lineage: Eukaryota; Viridiplantae; Streptophyta; Magnoliopsida; Amborellales; Amborellaceae.
GGGGGUUAAAAGCGUCAAAACUGUCUCACGUAAAACCCCAAGGCCUCGAACUCCAUUUGCUCGUAGAGUCCCCUUCUCUCUCUCUCUCUCUCUCCACCUCGAAUCCUAAACCUCUGCUAUCUCCUAAUAGUGUAAAACGCUUCUCUCUCUCUCUCAACCUAAGUUCUCUCAUUCUCGCACCAAAUUACUGGUGACUGUUUUGGUCCCCUCCAUCUUGGUUAGUGAGGCCCUGAGUGAGAGAAAGAGAAUAAAUUCUAGAGUGAGAGAGAGAGACAGAUUUUAGAGAGAGAAAAAGAGAUGAACAAGGACAAGAUAUUCAAGUUGGCCAAGGGUUUCCGAGGACGGGCCAAGAAUUGCAUUCGAAUUGCGAGGGAACGUGUUGAGAAGGCACUGCAAUAUUCUUACAGAGACCGACGAAACAAGAAGAGGGAUAUGAGGUCUCUCUGGAUUGAAAGAAUCAAUGCAGGAACUCGCUUACAUGGUGUGAACUAUGGUAAUUUUAUGCAUGGUCUCUUGAAGGAGAACAUCCAGCUGAACAGGAAGGUGCUCUCAGAGCUCUCUAUGCAUGAGCCCUACAGCUUCAAGGCCCUUGUUGACAUUUCUCGUGCUGCAUUCCCUGGAAAUAACCCUCAGAAAAAGGAAAUCACCCCCCCAAAGAAGGGCAUCGCUGCAUAAGCAUACGAGUCUUGGUCUUCUUGCACUAUCUUUGUACAAGUGUUGAGCCAAGGACUCAGGAUUUAGUCUUGGAGUAUUGGGCCAGGUUUGUUUAUUGUGCUAGAAUUAGAUUUGAAAUGGAGCUUAUGCUCACACUUAUUAUGUGAGUUCUUUUAUUAGUGGACAUUGAUUACCAAUAUUUUUUUUUUUUAAUAAUAUGUUUUGGUCCUUGCUGCUGUUGUUAUUAUCUUUGGACUUUUCUUGCUAGGAGAAUAAAUGAGAUGACUUUUUUUUAA